AUGGCGGAUGUUGCCGUGCUGAGUGCUGAUGCGGAGCGCGGGCUGGAGCGUGCUGAAGAGCUGCUGGAUGAGCCGCAGGUCCGUUCGGUGGCCGUGUUCGAGCCUGCCGGUGUUGGCUUGGACCCGUCUCGCGUGGGCGUCCGGCACGUGGCCGGUGACCCCAAUUUGGAGAUCGCCUACAAGGAGCAGGGCCUCACGUUUCGCUUGGACCUGUCGAAGCGCCUGAGCCGCCUCAGCCGGUGCCAAGGUGGCAGCAGCGAGCGCCAGCGCCUCUGCCAGCUGGUGGCUCCUGGCGAGCGUGUGCUGGUUUUGGGCUCCGGCAUUGGGAUCACUGCCUGCCUCAUAGGAGCUCACUCGCCAUGUGCCGACGUUUUGGGUGUUGAACGCGAUCCAGUGAAGAAUGACUUUGCCUCCGCCAACAUACAGCUGAACAAGCUGGAAGGGAAAGUUCGCAGCAUUUCACGUAACCUGCUGGAUGUGGCGGACCUGGGGCUCUUCCAUCGGAUCUGUGCUUUCCUAAAGUUUCAGCCAGUGGAAAACUUGAAGCCGCUUAUUUCAGCCUUAGCUCCCGAAGGCACCCUGCACUUCUACAACCAUGAGUCGAAGGAGCAGUUCCGGAGCGAGCCGGUUGUCAUGGACUCCUUUGCAAGAAUCUGUGGAGACCGGAGCGUUGAGCUCACCUGGCGCGGCCGAGUGCCCCGCAGGUCCAUAGCUCCCAACAUGUAUCGGGUUGGAAUGGACCUGCGAAUCGCCUGA
Messenger RNA from Effrenium voratum, 756 nucleotides. Lineage: Eukaryota; Dinophyceae; Suessiales; Symbiodiniaceae. The record is from the annotation of a GenBank genome assembly.